Molecule: messenger RNA, 4544 nt
Organism: Asterias rubens (European starfish)
Lineage: Eukaryota; Metazoa; Echinodermata; Asteroidea; Forcipulatida; Asteriidae
Product: integrin alpha-9-like
Exons: 25
Coding region: 232-3597 (1121 amino acids)
Biological process (GO): cell adhesion mediated by integrin; integrin-mediated signaling pathway; cell-matrix adhesion
Cellular component (GO): integrin complex; external side of plasma membrane
Molecular function (GO): integrin binding
Source: RefSeq, a predicted model, not a curated record
CAUCGAGGUCUCUCUCCAAUAUCAUGGUGGUGGUUGAAAGUCGUCACUUCACAAAUUAUUGCAAUUUCAUAGCAAUGAGGAGGUAGAAGUACUUCAUAUCUUUUUAUAAACUGCGGAAGUUCCACUUACACGAUACAAAAACCAAGGCCUGUGCAGUUCAUGUGUGCAUUUUUACGAGUACAGUGAACAUUUUUAGCUGGAGUAGCAAGCAGCAAUCACAUUCAUAGUACAAUGGUGUUUAAAUUGACACAUGGACACUCCGAGAGAAUUAGGCAGUGCGUGGCCUCGACUUGUCCCGGGGCAGAGGACCGCUUGGCCCCACGGAGUACUCGGACAGUCCACGCUGUGUCUCACCGGUGGAGGGUCGCCUUGCUUCUUGGAGUUUGGUGGUGUGUUUUGGGACUGACAAGAGCGUUUAACUUGGACAUAGAUAGUCCUGUUCAAUAUCAGGGACCACCGGGGAGCUAUUUUGGAUAUUCAGUAGUGCUGCACGAAAAUUUCCAGGGAAAAUGGGUAUUGGCUGGUGCUCCAACGGACUCUUCCAGUUAUCAGCCCACCUUAACGAGACCGGGGGCGUUGUACAGGUGCGGCGUAUUCCCACAGCCCCAGACAUGUCGACAAAUCAUGAUAGAUAAUCAAGGCAAUGAAAAGAGUGUCACGGGUACGAGGCCACGAUUUUUCGACGCCAAAGACAACCAGUGGCUCGGCGUAUCUCUUGCGAGACAAAACACAGGACGGUCCGGUCGAGUUGUCACAUGCGCUCAUCGCUGGGCCAAUGCGUACUUUGCGGAAAGUCACCAAGUCAUUAUGCCCAACGGUGCGUGCUUUACCCUGGCAAACGACUUUGAGGUGUUAAACAAGAGCAUUCCGUGCAUCCACGAGGUUCAAAUUAAGUCUGACGCCAACGGGAGGGGAGUGGCCUGGCAUGGGUGGUGCCAGGCGGGCUUCAGUGUGGACUACACUGAAGAUGGCCAGACGUUGCUCGUUGGUGCAGUUGGUUCCCUCGCUUGGAGAGGGAGUGUUGUGUCAAUAGACAGCCUUAACACAAUGAAAAUGUCUGACGUUACUACAUGGUAUCCUACUGGUGAAGAGGAUGAGAGCUAUAUAGGUUAUUCAGUCUCCUCGGGUCAUUUCAUCUCAAGGAUCACGACGCAGGGCGUGACGGGGGCACCCCGGGCAUACCAGCGGGGAAGAGUCUAUAUUUACGACCUGACAGACUUCACCCUGCUCACCCAACUCAAUGGAGAAUCGAUGGGAACUUACUUUGGUGCAGCAGUCAAAGGUGUUGAUCUCAAUCACGAUGGACUCACAGAUUUACUAGUAGGAGCACCCCUCUUCUCUGAUGUGGAAGACGAAGGAAGAGUGUACAUUUAUAUAAAUGAUGGCAAUGGCAUAAUGCGGAAGUUGCCAGAAAUGCUGACGGGGUCGAACACUGUGAAUGCAAGAUUCGGAUCGGUCAUCGUAGACGCUGGCGAUCUCAACAUGGACCGAUACAAUGAUAUUGCUGUCGGUGCACCUUAUGAAGAUGGACUGGCUGGUGCUGUGUACAUCUACCAUGGAUCAAUGACAGGACUUAAGACAACACCUGCUCAGAGGAUCUCCGGGAAGUCCUUCAGCGUUCCUCUAGUUUCCUUCGGCAGUUCCAUAUCAGGGGGAAUGGACAUGGACGGUAACGGCUACCCGGAUUUGGUAGUAGGAGCUCAUCAGAGCAACAAGGCAUUACUGUUUCUGAGUAAGCCUGUAAUCCGUAUGCUGGCAUCGAUCGUGGUGCACAGCACACCGAUUGACCUGAACCGCACGGAGUGCCUGCACCAAGGUAAACUGGUACCCUGCGUCAGAGUGGAAGCCUGCUUCAUAUACAAUGGCGAGGCGCUCCCACAGAGUAUAGCCAUCAACUACACACUUGAGGUUGAUUACUUCAAGGCGCAGACUGGACUACCUGGACGUCUCACGUUGGUCGAAAAUGGAAUCCGUAGAGGUGGAAGAAUUGAAAGAACGGCUUCUCUGAACGUUGGAAUACUUUCCUGCCAGGAGUACGAGGCACACAUCUAUCCCAACAUGAAAGACUUCCUAAGCCCUCUCCCGUUCAGAAUGAACUUUGACAUCAGAACGACGGAGAACUCCGUCGGUCCUCCGCUCACGUCGUGCACCGGGUUCUGUCCCGUACUGGACAUGUAUUCACCCAAUACUAUUGUAGAACAGGUUGGAUUUAUUUACAACUGUGGUGAGGACUCGAUCUGUGAGACGGACCUGCAGUUAAAAGGAAGGAUAGAUCUGGCAAGAGGGACUCCGUACAUUGCCUACGGUAAUGAAGAGAACUUAUACAUUCACAUCGAUCUGACUAAUCACGGAGAGGAAGCCCAUUUGACCCAGGUCAUCGUUACGCAUCCCAUGGACAUCACAUUCGUCAGAGUUGAAAGUGACCAGAGGAGCGGUGGUGUGGUAGUGUGUCGACCAGAAAAGGGUCUAAACAGAACCUCGACAGUGCUUUGCGACGUCGACAACCCCAUGAAGGCAUUCAGAAAGAGAUCUUUUAUGGUCAAGCUCUUCAUUCCCUCCUUGACCCUCGAGAUCCAGACGGUGGAGAUCGAGGUCCAUGCCAAGACGUCUAGUAGUGAGGCUAACAGUACGUUAGCGGAUAACACUCUUGUGAUGAACCUACCGGUGAAGAUCGAGGGUGACGUUACGAUAUCAGGGGUUACUCAUCCAGAGCAAGUGGUCUUCGGUGAGACCAAAAGCAAAAAAAAGGUUGACGGGGGGAGUACGUCGUAUGAAGCCGGGACAGAUGGUAUCCCUUUAAUACCUGUUAGAGAGAAUCUCACAUCGGAGGCAGACAGACAAGAAUCCAUCGGCCCCAAGUUCAGGCAUGUUUAUGAUGCACGUAAUUUAGGACCUAGCACAAUCCCCUUCCUGACAACGGUGAACAUCAGUCUUCCUUGGAAGACGCUUGAUGGUGAUUGGUUGCUUUACUUUACGCAUAUAGAGUUACAAGGCACAGGGAGAUGCGAGUACAAUCACAUCCUACAGCACCAACACAAGGAGCUGCCUGAGUACAGAGCCAAUACCACCAGCCAGGAAAACAGUGCCCCUGCUUUCUACACAUCUGGAGAGUCAGCCACGUACAACUGCAACAAUGCCCUGUGUGCGACCAUCUACUGCAUCAUUGACAAUCUACGGAUGGGCGAAGGCGCUGUGGUGCAGAUCCAGGCACGCUUUUUUGAAAAGACACUGGCUGAUUUAGGAUACAGCACUAUAAGACUUCAAGGUCGCGCGAUGGUGAAAGUGGAGAACCACGGUAAUGUUCAUGUUCAACCCAGAAAUGGUCGCCCGGACUCCAUUGUGGUGGAAACCGUGGCGUACACGGAGUCCUCAAUCACUUCAAAGACAGUUCCAACGUGGGUGAUUGCAGUCAGCACGGUUGCGGGAAUCUUCUUUUUAAUAGUGGUGGUCCUAUUAUUGUGGAAGUGCGGUUUCUUCAGGAGGCCGAUGCGAGAAGAAAUGCAGAAACUGAUCAGCGAUAACGACGAGACGGAAUCGUUGAACCACGAGGUAGACGGAGGAAACUACAAAGAGCCAUUCGCAGACGAUGAGGACUGACCCGACCUUCCUAGAGGUCACAGAUGGGUCAUGACCCCCAUGACCUCCACAGGGGUGUCGUGACCAAUGAACUUUUAUCAGCAUAUGACUGUGAUGACACAACUUUACUAGUGCUGGUGCAUUAUCGUUUUUUUGUUCUACGAUGCAAGGGUUUUAUACAAGGCUCACAACGGUUGCAGCCCAAAUGUGGCCUACUUAAAGAUUUUAUUGUGACGACUCAACAUCCGUGAUGUCAGCAUUGAGAACUAUGUUUUUAUGUUGUGGCUGAGCUUGUUGGACUGAUGGUGGUGCUGGAGUCAUCCUGAAAGAAGAAAGUGGUGAGCGGAAACACGGAAUCCACACAACUGCCAUACUUACAGAAACCGUCAGCAAGCUGCUUUUGCUUACAGUAAGCGUCAAUGAAAAUUCUGCUCAGGGAGACUCCCAAAGCAGAAUUUAGGGCCCAAUUUCAAAAGCAUGAAAGCAUAAAAACUUGCACAGAAAUAUGUUGCUCAGAAGAAAUAAUUUAACAGCCAAAAUACCAUACAGUUCACAUUGCUGUGACUAAUACCACCCUAAAAUCUUGCCUAUCAAAGGUAUUUUCCAAGGAAAAUUACCCGCCUUGCUAACAUUGCUAAGUAGAAUUAUCUGCGAAACAGCUUUUUGAAAUUGGGCCCCAGCUGCUGUGAAACUUGUACAGUGUAAAGUGUUUAAUCCGAUUGACACCACAAGAGGCUUUAACAGAUUUAUAUUUAAUCCACUUCUAAUCUUAACCUUUAAUUUGAUUACAGCUAUGAGUAUUAAACCAGUUCACAUGGGCCUAAUAUUUCAUGGCUUUGCUUAGCACUUUUGGAAGCACAGAAUUCAGUUUCUUACGUCAAGCGUAUCUCACGGGUCAGCAGGGAAUUUUUGCAUGUGCAUAUGUGCAUUCUCAAGUUUACUGGGCAUUAUUCGCUCACUCAGCUAGC